Messenger RNA from Rotaria socialis, 975 nucleotides. The record is from the annotation of a GenBank genome assembly. NCBI's taxonomy places the organism in Eukaryota, Metazoa, Rotifera, Eurotatoria, Philodinida, Philodinidae.
AUGUGUUUCAUUAUAGUCCUUCUAUUAAUACUCUACAUAGGUUAUCGAUUGUAUCAAUAUUUAUAUCCCUCGCCAGACAUCAAUCCACGCGGUAAAUAUGUAUUGAUAAGUGGGUGCGAUACGGGGUUUGGUCAUACAUUAGCUAUUGAACUCGAUAAAAAAGGUUUCAAUGUUUUCGCUACUGUUUAUAAUGAUGAAAAUGAAGCUUUAUUGAAAAGUAAACUUUCGUCGAAUGCUACCGUCUUCUGUCUUGAUAUUACUAAGCCAACGCAAAUCGAAGCCGCUUAUAAAAUCGUUCGAGAUAAAACUGAUACAUUGCAUGCACUUGUUAAUAAUGCGGGUAUCGAUCAAGAUAGUUUAAUCGAUUGGAUUACACUUGAUUUUAUGAGGAAAAUGAUGGAAGUUAACUUUUUUGGGCAUGUUGCAAUGACGAAAACAUUUUUACCAUUACUGAUAGCCAAACGUGAUUCGCGCGUUAUUAAUUUAUGUUCCGUAGCUGGUUAUUUAGCAGCACCGAGUAUGUCAUCGUAUUGUGCGUCGAAAUUCGCCUUCGAAUCAUUUUCCGAUUGUCUCCGUCGUGAAAUGCAUCCAUGGGGACUACAUGUCAGUAUAAUUGAGCCCGGUUACAUGCGUACGCCGAUCAUCGAAGGACAUGUAGAAGUAAUGCGUAAAAUAUGGGAUUCAUUACCAACAGAUACAAAAGAUCGAUGGGGUAAAGACUAUUUUAAUAAUCUAUUGGAAAGACGAAACAACAAUUUAUUUAUUCAUUUUGCUGAAAAUCCUAUACGAGUAGUACAAUCGAUUCAACAUGCUGUUAUUAAUACAAAACCAUCUAUACGUUAUCGACCUGGAUGGCAAUCAAGUUUCAUUUUCUUUCCACUUUCAAUGAUUCCGGCUUGGAGUACUGAUAUAAUGAUGGAUAAAUUACGUGGUCGAAGUGUAAUACCUGCCGGCGUAUCCAAACAACUUAUGUAA